AUUCAAGAAAGAGAAUGAGCUGCAAGGCUAUUAGGCCUCCAGCAAGGUUUGAAGCAUCAAAGCUGAAAGUUGUGUUUGUGGGAGAACAAGUGAGCAAUCAAACUAGAGUGGUGCCAAGAACCUACACCCUCUCCCACUGCGACUUCACUGCCGAUCUCACCCUAACCGUGUCAAACAUAAUCCCCCGCGAUCAAUUGAAAGGCUGGUAUAGUAAAGACGACGUCGUUGCUGAAUGGACUAACGUCAAUGGUGAACCCGUUCCUCAACAUUCACUGCUAUGUCAGUGGACCAAACCCUUUAUCAGCCAUGGCUGCAGAGUUUAG
Messenger RNA from Salvia splendens (bonfire salvia), 323 nucleotides. RefSeq names its product magnesium dechelatase SGRL, chloroplastic. The record is from RefSeq and is a predicted model, not a curated record. NCBI's taxonomy places the organism in Eukaryota, Viridiplantae, Streptophyta, Magnoliopsida, Lamiales, Lamiaceae. The transcript has 3 exons. Bases 15 to 323 code for a protein of 102 amino acids.